Molecule: messenger RNA, 5263 nt
Organism: Thlaspi arvense
Lineage: Eukaryota; Viridiplantae; Streptophyta; Magnoliopsida; Brassicales; Brassicaceae
Source: the annotation of a GenBank genome assembly
AAUAAUCCUCGCCGAGAAGCCGCCUCGACGGUGAGGCGUUGUUGAGCUAAACAGAAAACUCAAUUUGGGUUGGUUUUUGAUUUUAGCCGGCGACGAAUGUGAAUGGAAGUUUAAAUAAAGAAGAAGAGAAGCAGUGGAAACAAAGACUAUUAAAGAAAAUUUGAAAAGAGAUGGCGUUUACGCCUUUCGGAAAAAAUAAAGGGCCGGCGAUGAGCUCCAAGCCAUCGCCGUUUACAACGUUCGGCACUUCUGCUCCUACGCAUCCCACCAGUGAUCCUCCGAUUCAACCACCGGCGUCUCAAAACCAUUCAGCCUACGCAGGACAACCUUUUGGACCAGGUGGAAUUCAAAGUGGUCCUCCAAAUCAUCGACCACCGUCUCCUUUGGCUUCUCAGAACCCUCCACCUUUUAUAGGGAAACCUUACCAACCAGGUGGGGUUCAAAGGAGCCCAGGACCUGUCAAUGGGAUACCAUUGGGUGGUUCAGAAGCUUUUCCACGUCCAAGCCCCUCUGUGAGACCUUACCAGUUUCCUGGAGUUCAGAGGCCUACUUUAAAUCCUCAAUUUGGGCAUGAUGAAUCAAGGAAUUUCUUGAAGGAUGAUGUUGAACAUAGUCUAGCCACGUCUCCAGCUAGUACAUCACACACUCUUUCCAGAAGUGGACCUGAUGCUGUUGAGAUUGGUCGAUCACAAGAUUCAAAAAGGAAAAGUCGGUCCGAUCUUCUUCCCAAUCGGAGUUUGGGGUUUUCCCGAAGAAAUCAAUCGCCUGUAUCAUGUUUCGAGGAUGGCAGCUUGGUAGAUGAUUUCCAGCAGCCUUCUAGCCAAACUUGGAUGCGCUCUCCAUCUUCUACGGAGAAUAAUCCGGUGGGGUUGAGGAGCAACCUAAAUCGGUUGAUUCAUCAAGAACAAACCCCGAGCCCUUCAUUUCCUUAUGCACAUGAGGCAGUCGAAAUUCAGGAAGCUACAAAAAAGUCUUCUGAUAAACCUAUCCGUGACGACCUCGUGUUUCCUCAACAUGAUUCUCGAAGGUUUUCGACAUCUCCUCCUGCGUCUGGCACAAAGUCAUUUUUGCUUUCAAGAAGCUCAGAUUCUCAAUUUCCUGGGCAGCCCUCCUCUGUAAAUAAUUUCAAUAAUGCGGCAAAGACAAGCAAUUCGCCUGCAACAAAAAGGACAAGAUCUCCACCUUUAUAUCCAGCGGAAGAGGAUAUCCAGGGAAACUCUUUUCCUUCUCAAGAUUGUACUGAAGGAGAAGAGCAAGCCAGGGCAAAGAGACUGGCCCGCUUCAAGGGUGAACUGGAGCCCAUUGCAGCCAAACCUGUUGAUACUCAACUUACUAAAUCAUCUGUAAAUAAAGCUGUGAAGCCUCUGGACAACAAACAAACAUUCAAUUCACUGGAAUCAAGUAGGGAUGCCCUUAAGGGAGAUGCCUUGUCUGAUUAUGAAAGCUCGGAGCAGCCCUCUCUCAUCGUUGGAUUAUGCCCUGACAUGUGUCCUGAGUCAGAACGGGGGGAUCGUGAAAGGAAGGGUGACUUGGACCAUUAUGAGCGUGUGGAUGGAGAUAGAAACCAAACGAGCAAAUCCCUUGCUGUGAAAAAAUAUACCAGGACGGCGGAGCGAGAAGCAAUCUUGAUACGACCAAUGCCAAUCCUGCAGAAUACAAUGGAAUAUUUGCUGAGUUUGCUAGACCGGCCUUACAAUGAAAACUUUCUUGGCAUGUACAAUUUCUUAUGGGAUAGGAUGAGAGCUAUUCGAAUGGAUCUAAGAAUGCAACAUAUUUUCAACCGAGAAGCUAUUACUUUGCUGGAGCAAAUGAUAAGACUUCACAUCAUUGCAAUGCAUGAAUUAUGUGAAUAUACCAAAGGAGAGGGCUUUUCGGAGGGAUUUGAUGCACAUUUGAAUAUUGAGCAGAUGAACAAGACAUCUGUUGAGUUGUUUCAUAUGUAUGAUGAUCACAGGAAGAAAGGAAUAGCUAUUCCUACAGAAAAAGAGUUCCGUGGCUACUAUGCUCUUCUCAAACUUGAUAAGCAUCCUGGCUAUAAUGUUGAACCUUCAGAACUUUCUCUUGAUCUUGCAAACAUGACUCCAGAAAUAAGGCAAACUUCAGAAGUUCUCUUUGCCCGCAAUGUAGCCAGAGCUUGCAGAACUGGCAACUUUAUCGCCUUCUUUCGCCUCGCACGAAAAGCAAGCUAUCUUCAAGCAUGUCUAAUGCAUGCUCAUUUUUCGAAGCUAAGAACCCAGGCACUUGCUUGUCUGCACUCUGGUCUCCAAAAUAAUCAGGGUCUCCCAGUUUCAGAUACGUCAAAGUGGUUAGGGAUGGAGGAAGAGGACAUAGAAGCCUUGUUGGAGUACCAUGGAUUUUCAAUAAAGGUGUUUGAAGAGCCAUACAUGGUGAAAGAUGACCUAUUUCUCAAUGCUGACAAGGAUUAUAAAACAAAGUGCUCAAAACUUGUUCAUAUGAAGAAGUCAAGUACCAUAGUGGAAGAUGUUUCUGCUCCCUCUCCGUUGUCAUCCUUGCGGACAGAAGCAAAUAACGGAUAUCAACCGCAUAUUACCGUUCAUAAACAGGAAAGUCCGCCUGCUAAAAGUCUUAAGAAACAAACAUCAAUGCGUCUAUUUGAUAAAGAGAUGGCCGACUCCAAGGCUUCCCUCUUACCGGAGGAGGACAAGCCAGUGAGGACAUCUGUUAUAAAUCCAGUGUGGCCAUCUGUUAUAAGCCCAGCCGUGGAUCAACAGAAACAAAAUGACCUUACGCCGGCAAGUGGAUUUCAUUCUCCCCUGAAAUUAUAUUCUCCUUUUGGUUCUCCUGGAUUUUCUCAAGCUGAAUCCUCUAAUUUGAAGAAACAACCUAAUGACGGCCACACUAGUAUAUCUCCCCGGGAAGUUAAAUUUCCAUUUGGUGGACAUUUGCAAACGAAUCUUUUGCCUGGACCAACUUUGCAACAAAGCCCGAAGUCUAUGCCAUUGGAGAGUGUGCCUGUAACUACCAUUGCAGAGCCUCCAACGAGUGCAGACAACAUAUCUACUAUGGAAGAGUCAGGGUCUGAAGUUGCAAUGAUUAGUACCAUGGAGAAUGACUUACAUGACAUUGAACAGGAAGACGAGGAUGGGACAAAUCAGUAUGACGAGGAAGUGGCAAAGGCAAAACUCAAGUUGAUCAUAAGAUUAUGGAAGCGGUGGUCUUCACGUCAAAGUGAAUUGCGGGAGCGUCGACAGUUAGCUGCAGCUGCUGCACUGAAUUCACUAACCUUGGGUACUCCUAUCCGAUUAGGAAAAUCUGAUCAAUCGAGGGCAUGUGGUGAGUUUAACAUUGAUCAGGCCAUGAGGAGGAGAUUUGAAGAACACGAAAAAUCAUGGUCAAGGCUGAACAUUUCAGAUGUGGUAGCUGAUAUACUAGUGGGAAGGAAUCCAGACUCUAAUUGCAUAUGCUGGAAGGUCAUCGUAUGUACUCAGAUUAAACCAGCAAACACAUCAAGUCAGGAUACACAUUCAGCAGCCAGUCGAUGGUUAUUAUCAAAGCUUAUCCCUCACGCAGAACAUAGUGUCUCCGAUGAGAAUCUGCUGUUUUCAGCUCCCGGUGUGUCGGUAUGGAACAAAUGGGUUUCAAGUGGGCCUGACUCACAUUUCAAAGGCUGUCUCUCAGUAGCGAGAGAUGUGGAAGCUGAUAAUGAUCUGCGUGAAACAACACGUGGUGCAAGUGCAGUUCUUUUCCUCGCAUCUAAAGGCCUCCCUUGGAGUCUCCAGAGGGAACAGCUUAACCGCAUUCUUGAAUCAGUACCUAACGGCUCACUCCUUCCCCUUCUCGUAGUAAUCAGCUCAUGCAAUGGGGAAAGCAUGGAUCCUGAGACCAAUCUGGUCACCGAGCUAGGUCUCGAUAAUAUCGACAAAUCAAAGAUAGCAAGCUUCACCAUCGUUUCUAUUGCUAAUAAGUCCCAGAAGGGACAGGAAGUUCAUUUUUUCAGCGAUUCACGGCUAAGGGAUGGGCUUAAAUGGCUCGCGGGCAAUUCACCGCUGCAACCAAAUCUUCUUCAUGUUAAACCGCGGGAACUUGUACUGACCCAUUUCAGUUUUUCACUGGAGUUGCUUAAGCAGAUGCCAGAACAGGAAGUUGGUCCGAACAUCUGCAUAUCAGCCUUCAACGACGCAUUGGAAACAUCACAAAGAAACAUCACUUCUGCUGCUGCAGCAAAUCCGAUUGGUUGGCCUGCCCCUGAGACAAUGUUGGUCGAGGAUAGAAUUAAAGAACGUUUAAUGGUGAAGGGGUAUCUACCCAGCCUGGACUGGAGCAGUGCGGACACCAUCGAACCACUCAACUCCAUGCUCGAGAACUGUAAGCUUCCGUAUUUUGAAGAUGAUUUGACAUGGUUAACCCUAGGAUGUUCUUCUGGUACUGAGAUAGAGAACCUUACGCAACGGCUCGAGGGGUGCUUAGUUGAGUACUUAACACAGACAAGCAAUCUUAUGGGAGUCUCAUUAGCCACCAAAGAAACACGAGUGAUGCUACAAAGAAACACUAGACUCGAACUCCGUAACUCAAGCUACUACCAUAUCAUCCCGAGAUGGAUCGGGAUCUUCCAGAGAAUCUACAACUGGCGGAUAAUGGGCUUGCUCGAUUCGUCGUCUUCCUCAGCUUACGUACUGAAGUCCGAUCUCACCAUGUCUGCUUCAAGCUAUGCCGAUAAAUUCUUGUCUGAAGAUGCAUCAAAUCCAUCUUGUCGUCCAAAUCUUCCAUUGCUUGAUGAAAUGAUCCAAAUUAGCUGCAGCCCUUUAAAGUCGUCUUCUCCAUGUAAUCACAAAGCUCAGAGAAUAGUCGAAUCGGUUGAGACAGAAAGGUUCAUCGAUGAUCAUAGAGACAGAGAUGAGUCGCUGUUGGAAAAGAGUAGAGAAGCUUCUAUAAAGAUUGAUAUGAUGAUAACUGAGGAUGACGAGGUAGCUGAUGAAACCGAGAGAUCAUGGAGGAGUAAAGGAAAAGAAGCGGCGGAGAAGAAGACGAUGAAGGAUCGAGAGAGUGAGAGGUUAGAUGAACUGUUGGAGAAAUGUAACUUGGUACAGAAUAGCAUAGCCGAGAAGCUCUGUAUUUACUUUUAAUCUUUUUCAUUCCUUUUUGUGAAUGUUAUUGUUGUUGCAUGUCAGUUACAAGACUGCUGUUCCGAUUAAAAACCCAUCCACCAGCAUAAAAUUAACUUUGAAAGAACAACAAAGAAGAAGAGAAACCUUCUCUUGUAAAACUUAUCUUUUCAAUAAACAAUUAACACAAUCUUGGCUGA